ACGGCCCACUCAGGACCACAGCAGGCUGCUCACUAAUGACUUUAGACUCUCGGGCCUGCACAGUUUUUUAGACCGGUUUAACUAUUUCUAUUUGCAGUGUGACUUUCUACUGAAAUAGUGAAAUCGGUGCAAUCCCGAGGGUGGGCGCAGUUCUAUCGGGAUAAAGGUGCUUUGCAUCAGUGUAGGCUAUUCCCGUUCCCUACGGGAAUAAAGCACCUUUGCACCAAUACACGCCCACCCACACAGGUUUAUCUCUUUAACUACACCGGGUCUCGUUAAAGAGCUACAGUGUUUGUGUGUAGGCAAGGCCUGGGUAAAACAUAAGAUCACAGAAAUGUGGGCCUGGAAGGGAUCUCAGGAAGUCAUCAAGUUCAGCCCUCUGGACCAGAAUCAAACCUAGGGAGCUAAGUUGGUUGGGAAAUAAUUAACUUUCCCUGUCAAACAUUUUCAACAGAAACAGAGGGGAAAAAUCCUCUGUGUUGCAAUUUUUCAGAUUUUCACUGAAAACCACAAUGUUUCUGUGUCUGGGUUUUCCUGUUUUUCAGUGAAAACCCAACUGUUUUCAAGAGAAAUAGACUUUAUUUUGUGAAAAUCUCAGUUUUGUCAAAGAAGCUGUUUUCCUUCUGGAAAGCUUUUUGGAUUGACAUUUUCCCACCAACUCUCCCAGGAAGAAAUGGUGUACGGCACGCCUCCUCCUGCUCUCUGCACUGUCUCCUCUCCUCCUUCAUUCUUGCUUGGUUUUGCAGAAACUAUCUGAUGUUUCCAGCGGCGACUCCACAUCCCUAGAAACCCGUUUCUUGAGCAUUUUGUGCACCCGGAGUUACCCCCAUCUCCGCAGAGUGUUCCAAGAGUUCAUUAAAAUGACUAACCAUGACGUGGCGCACACCGUCCGGAAGCACAUGUCUGGAGACGUGAGGGAUGCCUUCGUGGCCAUCGUUCGGAGCGUCAAGGACAAGCCGGCUUUCUUUGCUGACAAGCUCUACGACUCCAUGAAGGGCAUCGGCACCGAUGAGAGAACCCUCACCAGGAUCAUGGUCUCCAGGAGCGAGAUCGAUCUGCUGAACAUCAGGCGUGUGUUCAAGGAGAUGCACGAGAAGUCGCUCCACCACAUGAUUGAGAAGGACACCUCCGGCGAUUACUGUAAAGCUCUGCUGGCCAUUUGCGGAGGGGACGACUAAGCUGCCCCGGGAGCCCUGUGAAAGCCCGUCCCUGUGUCUGAGCCAUCACGUGCACACAGCCUAGAUGUCACUGUCGCUUUUAGGGGGCUUCGGAGGACGUUCAGUUCCACUUGGAAGAAGAUUCACCUUGUGCUAGAAAAACGUACCACAGAAGAGUGUAACAUUGCAAGCAGUGCAGACCACCUGGGUGGUCUCGGGGUGGGGAUUUUAUGGGAGGGAGUGGGGGCGGGAUUAUUGCCUGAAUUGGUGCAAGAUGACUCGUAUCCAAACGUGUCACUAACCCAGGAAGUUACUGUGAUAUAAGAAACGUUUUAAACCACAGAAAUAAAACCUUCAUGUUGCUGACCAUG
Terrapene triunguis (Three-toed box turtle) is the source of this 1528-nucleotide messenger RNA. RefSeq names its product annexin A6-like. The coding region runs from base 861 to 1178 and encodes 105 amino acids. The transcript has 5 exons. The record is from RefSeq and is a predicted model, not a curated record. Gene Ontology annotation, cellular component: focal adhesion; cytoplasm. Gene Ontology annotation, molecular function: ligand-gated monoatomic ion channel activity; cholesterol binding; calcium-dependent phospholipid binding. NCBI's taxonomy places the organism in Eukaryota, Metazoa, Chordata, Testudines, Emydidae. Gene Ontology annotation, biological process: neural crest cell migration; growth plate cartilage chondrocyte differentiation; regulation of muscle contraction.